Messenger RNA from Macadamia integrifolia, 917 nucleotides. Its product is annotated as 30S ribosomal protein S17, chloroplastic. The transcript is spliced from 2 exons. Gene Ontology annotation, molecular function: structural constituent of ribosome. Gene Ontology annotation, biological process: translation. NCBI's taxonomy places the organism in Eukaryota, Viridiplantae, Streptophyta, Magnoliopsida, Proteales, Proteaceae. Gene Ontology annotation, cellular component: ribosome. The record is from RefSeq and is a predicted model, not a curated record. Bases 118 to 588 code for a protein of 156 amino acids.
AGUCUCAUUCCUUGCUUGGCUCCUUCUUAUCCACAAAGAUAAGAGGGAUAAGGAGGAAUAAGAGGGGUAUUCCACUAUUCCUCCCCUUUCCAGUUUGCACCACCUCGCUUCCCCACAAUGUUGUUAUCUUCUCCGUCGUCAUUUCUGAUACUCCCUAAGUUGAAGUCUCUCAGCAUUAGCUCUCCAUUCCUUCAUGGAUCCUCACCAAUUCAUCACCUCAAUAAACCCUCCUCAUCUCUCUCAACUUCAAACCUAUCUCCCCCUUCUUUUCUUCCUCAAAUUCGUGCUAUGAAAACGUUGCAGGGGAGGGUCGUUUGCGCCACCAACAACAAGACUGUUGCGGUUGAGGUAGUGCGUCUCGCCCCACACCCAAAAUACAAGAGAAGGGUGAGGAAGAAGAAGAAGUUCCAGGCUCACGACCCUGAGAACAAAUUCAAGGUUGGGGACUUAGUACAACUCGAGAAAAGUAAACCCAUCAGCAAGACCAAAGCUUUUAUUGCUAUUCCCGUCGUUGAAAGGAGAAGGCCCAAACCCUCUGAAGCCGUGCCGCAAGAGCUUGGUAUCCCAUUGGAGUCCCAGCAGACUUAGAUGGCUCCCUCAUCAAUUUGAGUUUCAGGAGUCAAUUGAUAGAUUUCAGUUCCCUGAGAAAUCAAAGCAAAGGAAACCAGACCUUCUUGUCAUUCUUGGGGGGAGCCAAAGUGGAGGGGGAGGGAGAGAAGAGGCUGGGAGCAGUGAGGAGCUUCUGAGGAUCAUAUUCUCUAUUCAGUGUGCUCUUAACAGUUCGGAGGACUUGCUUAUGUAAUUUCCUUUCCUAAUAAUAUGAAUGUAUGAUGUAUCUAUUCCAAGGGAAAAGUUAUCUCUGAACCGAUGUCGAUUUCUUUGCCUCUCACAUAAGUAUUUUCUGUUGUUUUUUCUAA